AGGGAGGGGAUUUAAUCUUUAAUUUAUGGACUGCCCGCAUGUUAAGCGACAGCCAACACAGGAUUUGCCUUUGCUUGCGAUGCAGUGUUGUUUAACACUGUUUCCAGACCCAAUGCACUCUGUAUUGCAUAAAUCUCGGAGAAGAGUUCAAUCAGCAAAUGGCAUCUGCCUUAAGAAGCUCAUUUGCAAAUCUGUUCUUUUUCUUUCUACUCAAAGCCCAAAACCUCAACUUCUACCAUUUUUGCACUUGUUUCAAUUUCACAUUCGUCUUUUACAUUCUUUCCUUCCUUAAAAUAGAUGCAAAGGACUCAUUAGACAAGGUUUUAGGUUCGAGUUCUAGCAUUCGUUUAGUUUAUGUGAAUUUAAUAUAUUAUCGUCAAUCUCAAUAAAUAAUAUCCUUAUUUAAAAUAAUUUUUAAAUUUUUAAAUUUUUUUAAAAAAAUUUAUUUAUAUAAAAAAAAAAAAAAAAAAAAAAAAAACUACAGCAUGUGGCAACGCUACAUUCUUUCCUUGAUGUGAGGUUAGACACACACGCACGCACUAUUUAGUCCCGAGGGGCACAGUUAGCACUUCAUUCAUCUGCCACGUGGUGCUCUGUGAAUGUCGUUUGAUGAAUGAUGAUGGAUCUAUAUAUCUUUGCGUGAAUUUUGACCAAGUUAAAAGAAAUCAAGACAGCUGUCUGUCUGUAGGAGCAUGAAUUCUAUAGCAUAGGGAUUGGGGAGGAAACCAAAAAAACCAGUCAAAUUAAAUUUAAGUGCUUACCAAACAAGGAAAACAAUAUUUACGUUUUAGUUACCUUGCCAUAAAUGUAAUCAUCUUAAGUCUGGUGCCAAAAGUAAGCAAGCAACUCCCUCUCUCUCUCUCUCUCUCUCUCUCUCUCUCUCUCCCUCCCAUUGGGAUAUUGCCUAAAAAGCGACCUAAAACCCAGAGAGAUGCACGCACAAAGCACGCGCCUUAGAACGAUUAUAUGGCAAAAUUUCAUGCAUGAAAGUCCCCAUGUACCGACCACUUAGACCCAAAAAACUGCUCUCCCCACCCACAUAUCACUCAACACACACCCAACCUCCAUCUCUCCCUCUCUCUCUCUCUCCCAUCCCAUGCUGCCAACCUUUUUCCAUUUUCCAUCUGUUUCAAUCCAAGCUAGCUACCUCCAUUUCGAUCAAAACCAUAACUUUCCCAACAAAAUCUGAACCACUCACAAAACCCAACUUGAAAUUAUGAUCAGCUCCGAUAACCAGUCCUUAGUUCACAGAACCCACACAACCCAAUCUCAUCAGCAAGAUGAACAACCCGACCAAUCAUCACAACCCACCAUUGAUUUUGAUCCUCAAAACAAUUGCAGGCCUCCCCAUACAAACCCAAUUCGCUAUUUGCUUCGCGAGCAGCGCCUCCUCUUCGUCCUCAUUGGCAUCGCCAUAGCCACCCUCUUCUUCAGCAGGUUCCCCUUAUCAAACCCGGAACUGGCGACGACCCACGACCCGGGUUUCGAAUCCGAGUCGGGUCUCGACCUCCCGGCCAACCCGACCCGGAGGGUGCUCUACGAGGCCCGGGGUGUUGGGUUUGGGUCUGUGAUGAGCGCGGGUGGGAAGGUGCCGCUGGGUCUGAAGAAGAAGAACCAGAGGAUUGUGGUGACCGGUGGGGCCGGGUUCGUGGGGAGCCACCUCGUGGACCGUCUGAUCGCGAGAGGGGACAGCGUGAUCGUACUGGAUAAUUUCUUUACGGGGAGGAAGGAGAACCUGGUGCACCACUUUGGGAACCCCAAGUUCGAGCUCAUUCGACACGACGUCGUUGAGCCGAUUCUGUUGGAGGUUGACCAGAUCUACCACCUCGCUUGCCCUGCUUCCCCUGUUCAUUACAAGUUCAAUCCGGUCAAGACCAUCAAGACCAAUGUGGUGGGCACAUUGAACAUGCUGGGACUGGCAAAAAGAGUGGGUGCACGCUUCUUGCUCACAAGCACCAGUGAGGUGUAUGGCGACCCUUUGCAGCACCCUCAGGCUGAGUCCUACUGGGGCAAUGUCAACCCCAUCGGAGUAAGGAGCUGUUACGAUGAGGGAAAACGCACAGCAGAGACUCUCACCAUGGAUUACCAUAGAGGCCUUGGCAUUGAGGUGAGAAUUGCUCGGAUUUUCAAUACUUAUGGACCACGUAUGUGCAUCGAUGAUGGUCGUGUUGUUAGCAAUUUCGUAGCUCAGGCACUAAGGAAGGAGCCAUUGACAGUUUACGGUGAUGGCAAGCAAACCAGAAGUUUCCAAUACGUUUCUGACUUGGUUGAGGGUCUAAUGCGGCUGAUGGAAGGAAAUCAUGUGGGCCCCUUCAAUCUUGGCAACCCUGGUGAAUUCACCAUGCUAGAACUUGCACAGGUUGUACAAGACACUAUAGAUCCAAAUGCAAAGAUAGAGUUCAGGCCCAACACAGAAGACGACCCACAUAAAAGGAAGCCAGACAUUUCAAAGGCUAAGGAGCUUCUCGGGUGGGAGCCUAAUGUGUCCCUCCGCAAGGGCCUUCCUCUUAUGGUCGCCGACUUUAGACACCGUAUAUUUGGUGACCCAAGAGACAAUGAAGGAGGCUCUACAACCUUCGCUUGAUUUUCACGUACUGUUGAUGAGGAAAAGUAGGAAAAAAGAAGAAGAAAGAGAAAUAGAUGUGAAAAAUAAAGUUAGAAUAAAAAUUGAAAUUCUGAUUGUUAGCUUUAUAUCUGUGAUGUUUCUUGGUUACUCCUUAUAGGAAUAAAAUUUGGCAUGUGGGAUUUGCCAACGGAAGAUUAUUCUCAGAAUAGUAUA
Molecule: messenger RNA, 2779 nt
Organism: Prunus persica (peach)
Lineage: Eukaryota; Viridiplantae; Streptophyta; Magnoliopsida; Rosales; Rosaceae
Product: UDP-glucuronic acid decarboxylase 4
Exons: 7
Coding region: 1217-2584 (455 amino acids)
Biological process (GO): D-xylose metabolic process
Cellular component (GO): cytoplasm
Molecular function (GO): NAD+ binding; UDP-glucuronate decarboxylase activity
Source: RefSeq, a predicted model, not a curated record